CGUUAACAAUUAAUACUUCAUACAGGCUGCACAAGCUAUGGAUAGCACGUCACUAUUAUUAUUAAGGUUGAUAGCAAGUUGUAAUUAUCAACGUGGCUUCUUAUAGAGCUAUUGUUACAUGGCUAAGUUAGCUGUUUGGCGUAGUCGCUGAAGUCAGUUUGUCAGUGGCACUCUGGAAAACAUUAACUGGUUAGCUUAAUUAGGCUACUACCGUUACCUGGCAAGUUUGAAACAAAACGCCAGUUGUGUGCGGUCUAAAAACGAUAACUAAUAGGGAUGGCGGGGGAGAAGAGCGAAGAGGACGUCGUUGCAGAGUACCUGGGCCAGAACCCGCAGCUGGCCCAAUGGGUCGACACUUGCAGGAGCUAUUGCGAGAGCAACAAACAGUGGGUUGCUCGGAGAGAGUUUAUACUUAGAAACAUGGAGGCUUUCCCCACAGUGGAGCCCGGAGUCCCCAGCAGCAGUCUGGACAGGCUGCUCUCUUUGUCCAUGGUCUGGGCCAAUCACGUGUUCCUCGGCUGCAGCUAUCCACAGGCUGUAAUGGACAAGAUCAAGGAGAUGGGUGACGGGAUAGUUGUCCCAGAUGCCCCAGUUUAUAAAACGACUAAAGAUGAAAUCCUGGCAAGAGGAAAGCGGAGUGCCACAGCAGAGGGUGAUGCUGACAGCUGUGUGAAAAGAGCCAAAUCCGGACCUAAUGAGCUCGCGGGCAGAACAUCUACGUGGUCUGUGAGUCAGAAAUCAGGACCUCUUCCACAGGCUCCAGCAGAGCACCAGCCCUUCUUCAACCGCCUCUACAAAGCAGUGGCCUGGAAGUUGGUGUCCGCUGGGGGCUUUGGUCCAAACUUGGACCAUUUUGAAAUACUUCGCAGCUGUGCAGAGUCAUGUAAAGAGACCCUUGCUUGUGUGUUUGUGCCACUGAAGGACAUCACUGGCCUCCCCGCAGGUCGCACACAGAAGGAAGGGCACGUGUGUGAGAUUCGCUGUCAGACUGUUUACAUGGGGACAGGAUACGGGCGUGAUGAGUCCGCUGCCAAGGCCAUGGCUUCCAAAGAGGCCCUAAAAGUCUUUCAGGGGCGAAAAGUAACAGUAAAGAUCUGCAGACGGAGGUACAAAGGGAAAGAUGUAGAGGAUUUGGUGUUGUUGGACGAACAGCCUCGGAGUCAGGGCUUUCCUCCUGCACUCAGCUACCCCUUUCAGGACGAGCAGCUGGAAGAUGGGUCUUCAGACAAUUUGUGAAGUUUGUCCUGCUGUGAUGCCUGUCAGGAGCAUGGACAAGUGACAUGUGACAUGUGACAUCUACUUAAUGGAGCUACUGAAGGAAUUCAUGACCGUGUUAUGCAGACCAACAUCAUAACUAGUCUUGGGAAGCAUUAACGAUCACAAAGCAUUUUCCACAAUACUAUGUUAACGUAAUACAGGUGGCACAUUGUUAGACAAAUAUCGGGGAUACAUCACCAAAACAACAAGAAUUAACCUCAUACUGUAUUGACCACAUUGCCAACCACUUUCAGUUUUAUAGACAGCGAACAGUGUAACAAAGUGCGUGGAGUUGGAGCAUGUGCCAUCAUUUAAAAGUCAAACAAGCAUAUUGGCAAAAAGCUCAAAUAACAAGGCAAAAUAGUUUAAGAGUUAAAACAAAGAAAGCCACUUUAGUAUUGUAGGAGAAUGUCUUGCAUUAUAUUGAUGUAAUUAUUUGUCCCAACAAAUUAGUUUUGGCCAUCAUUUUAGGAGUCGCGUGUAUAUUUGUCCCCUUUGUUCCUUCCUGUUGGAACAGGAACUGGUGAUUUCACAAGUGUAACUGCAAUAACUGUAACUGCAGUCUAAAACGUUGUUGAAAACCUUCGUCUGUUGCUUUUUGGUUUGUUUAGAGUUCCACUCUCAAGUCACAUGAAUAAACUAAUAACUUGUUGUUUGAUUACCUGUCACUUUGCCAGGGUGCAGAUUGUGGCGGCAGGAUGCAAAAAAGAAAACAUUUAAUACAUUCACUGUAACUUUUAUUUAACAUGCUGGACUUGUCUUUAGUAUUCAUAAUAGUUAAGGAAACAAAACAAAAUGAAAAUGAGGUAUAAAUCCAGACUUUAUUUUUGUUGAUUUUGAAUAUUAUUAUUAUUUUUCAACCAUAAGUGACUGUUUGAUGUCAGAUAUCAACAUGUUUUCUAAUUGUACCCAUUAAGCCUUGCCUUUUACGAAUGUUUCUGUAACAGGUUGUAAUUGCAUUCUCAUUUCUAAUGACCCACAGUUUAGUUUUAAAGUGCAGGACAAGACCUUGCUGAAGUUAUUUGGUGGCACCCACAUUUAAUUCUAAUUUUGUCUUACUUUAAAAAAUGAGUACACGCUGAGUUUCUGCUGUCAAAGUACUGCUACAAAGAAUUGACUGAAGAUUUAAGAACAGAAAACAAUAUGUUUAAGAAGAAUGAGGUGUACUUAACAUAUUUGGUCAACUACAGUACCCAUCAUACUAUACACAGAAGUACAUAAGCCUACUGCUUUUAUUUUAUUUCAUUAUUUAACUUCACUGAUUAAAAAACACAGCCACAAUAGAUAAAACAUUAUUGGGGUCAUAAUUCCUUUGAACACAGUUUGAUACAGUGUGUACAGUUAUGAUGUGUUUGGGGUAAAGUGCUGCUGUGAUGUGUGCUUUUUCUUUUUCCACUUUGGAUUGAAGGUGAACAGGGUUGCAUUGAAGUGUGAGUACCCACACUGUUCCAUGUUGCUGUACGUUUACACCAGUGGUCCUGUUUCUAUAUAUUUUUUAAAUAAACAUAAUUUAACCAAUGAA
This is a messenger RNA of Cottoperca gobio, 2779 nucleotides long. RefSeq names its product CDKN2A interacting protein (gene cdkn2aip). NCBI's taxonomy places the organism in Eukaryota, Metazoa, Chordata, Actinopteri, Perciformes, Bovichtidae. The coding region runs from base 277 to 1236 and encodes 319 amino acids. The record is from RefSeq and is a predicted model, not a curated record. The transcript has 4 exons. Gene Ontology annotation, cellular component: nucleoplasm; nucleolus.